This is a messenger RNA of Aureobasidium pullulans EXF-150, 852 nucleotides long. RefSeq lists its product as uncharacterized. The coding region runs from base 1 to 852 and encodes 283 amino acids. The transcript has a single exon. The record is from RefSeq and is a predicted model, not a curated record. Lineage: Eukaryota; Fungi; Ascomycota; Dothideomycetes; Dothideales; Saccotheciaceae.
AUGAUUCUCGGACGCAAGGCCGACGAUUUCUUCGUCGCUGUCAAGCAACAUCUGGACAACAUCAAACCUGGUCGCCUGGACAGCAGUCUCGACGCCUUCCAACAAGCAGCCACAACCCUUGUCGACUUGUCCGGAGAUCUCAAAGGACAAGACAUUGCUCACCUCAUCUACAAUGCCAAAGCGACUUUGUUGUUCACACAGAUCUAUAUUGUGUUGGGUAUUGUGGUUGGUGCUCUGUUGAUCAGGAGGCUGGGAAGAUUCAUUCACCACGUUCGCAAAAGUCUAAGAAAUCUCAGCGAUGUCACCGAAGUUCAAAAGAACAUCCAUUAUCAGACUCAAUUCGGCGGAGCGGUUCGCCGAUUCAUUGAACAUCAGCAUGAUUUGCACGACAAAGCACACCUGAACGACCCACAGGAUGCCGUCUACUAUGUCUAUCAUCCUGGAAACGACUGGCAUGCAUCCUUUCACGCCGAAGACAUCUCCGUGAGAGGAUUCGGCGGUGUGUAUGACGACCUACCGGCUCUUAUCGAGCAUUUACGUACCAUCCGUGAAAACCCAGAGUUCAGUGCUGUCAUCUACGUUCUGCUCCCUUCAGCUCAUCGCUACGACUUCUCUAUCGAUCUCCGCUUCGAUGCAAACCUCCUGCCUCUCAGGAUCCGAGGUCAAAGAGACUACAACGGCAAGCCCCUUUGUCAUGGACAUAUCAGCGGAUUGUCACCAGAAAUGGACGUGAAAGAUGUUGAUCUUUCGCCAAAGAAACCAGCAAAUACCUGGUCUAUGCUUAGGAUCUUUUGUGCAGUGUUUGCUGUUCUAGUUCUGGCGUUUGCACUUCAUGAGACUAGCAUUGAUUAG